GGUUCGAGUAUGUGAGAUUUGUGUUUUGAAACAUUGCACCUUUUGAUCCUUUUUUCCGGAAGAUAUUUUAAAUUAUAGACAACGUCUUUUAACAUGCCAACCGGUGGCUCAUCCGAUUUCAACGAUUCCAUAUCGGAUAGAGUGUCUUCCACUAGAAUUGAUCCUGUGCGUAUAUCAGACAAUUCGAGCCGUGAACGCCGAGCGACGCGCCUUCGGAGGCAGAAUGCAUUUGACAUUGAUAGUGUUGACAUUGACCUAGAAGAUCCAGCAUCCGAAUCACCAAGCACCGUGUCUUAUGAUCAACCAAAUUAUAGCGGAGGUGAAUCACAGCUGACCCGAACACGGAACAAAAGUCGUCGUAUCAAUCGAUAUCAUCCCUUUGACUUGGCUAUCCGACAAAUUCGUCAAAUCCAAAGCACUACCACACUUUUGAUUCCCAGGCAACCGUUCGAGCGAUUAGUUCGUGAAAUAGCUCAACCCAUGGGGCCAGAGCUUCGUUUCCGAGGCGAGGCCAUAGAUGCACUUCAGGAAUCGGCAGAACCAUAUCUGAUCCAUUUGUUCCAGGAUUCAAUUUUAAGUGCGCUUCAUGGGAAACGUUUGACCACAAUGCUUAGGGAUCUUCAGUUGGUCAUGCGCAUCCGAGAAAGAGAGCAACAGAGGAAGGCAUGUGACAUAAAUGAGAUGGAGUAUUGAAUGACGUUGUGUUAAGAUGGUGAUAAAUAAAUUGUGUCAGCGUUUUUUUAUU
Messenger RNA from Aedes aegypti (yellow fever mosquito), 745 nucleotides. Its product is annotated as histone H3-like 2. The transcript has 2 exons. The coding region runs from base 94 to 693 and encodes 199 amino acids. The record is from RefSeq and is a predicted model, not a curated record. NCBI's taxonomy places the organism in Eukaryota, Metazoa, Arthropoda, Insecta, Diptera, Culicidae. Gene Ontology annotation, cellular component: nucleosome. Gene Ontology annotation, molecular function: structural constituent of chromatin; DNA binding; protein heterodimerization activity.